Messenger RNA from Drosophila subobscura, 3234 nucleotides. RefSeq names its product glucose dehydrogenase [FAD, quinone]. Gene Ontology annotation, molecular function: flavin adenine dinucleotide binding; oxidoreductase activity, acting on CH-OH group of donors. NCBI's taxonomy places the organism in Eukaryota, Metazoa, Arthropoda, Insecta, Diptera, Drosophilidae. Bases 449 to 2605 code for a protein of 718 amino acids. The transcript has 2 exons. The record is from RefSeq and is a predicted model, not a curated record.
GCAACGCAGCCGCGCAGACGCAGCCUGCGGUUGAAUACAUUUUUUUCUCGCUUUUUUUUCCUCCUCCUCCUCCACUAUUUGCUGCAUCCUUUUGCACACGCAAGGAUUCCGCCGGAUAACGCCGCUUGUGAGCCGAAAAGAGUGUACGAAAACCAAGUGCCAAACUGCGUGGCCCGAGAAUUGCAACUGGCCAACGACGAGCACUAGCACUGGAGAAGCAGGAAAAUACUCAAAGGAACACAGACAAAAACUGGAGACAGCCCAGCGGAAAGACAGCAAAGAAGAGACCAGAAAGCAGAGCUGCGCCAUGCACAAAAGAAAGAAACGCUAGAAACGCAGAGCGAAGCGAGCGACAGAGCAAAUACAAAGCGAAAGAACAGACAGACAGAGAGAGAGAGAGAGAGAGAGUCUUCCAUUCCGUUAGUCGUAGUUCGAAUCCGAAAUCAAAAUGGUACUCAAUUUACUGUUUAUAACGACGGUGAUCAAGUCGACGUUUGGCGUGGUGACCACGGGCCUGUGGCUGAUACCCUUGAUGCUGGCUGCCAUCACGUACUAUCGCUACGAUGCCGUGGAUCCCGAGUCGCGGCCAUUGGACCAGCUCAAUCUGUACCCGGAGUACGACUUCAUUGUGGUGGGCAGCGGCUCGGCGGGUGCGGUGGUGGCCAAUCGGCUGAGCGAGGUGCGCAAGUGGAAGGUGCUGCUGAUCGAGGCCGGGCCGGACGAGAAUGAGAUCUCGGACGUGCCCUCGCUGGCCGCCUAUCUGCAGCUGAGCAAGCUGGACUGGGCCUACAAGACGGAGCCCUCGAACAAGGCGUGUCUCGGCAUGCAGAACAAUCGCUGCAACUGGCCCCGCGGCAGGGUCCUGGGCGGCAGCUCCGUCCUCAACUAUAUGCUGUAUGUGCGGGGCAAUCGCAACGACUACGACCACUGGGCGGCGCUCGGGAACACUGGCUGGGACUACGAGCAAGUGCUGCGCUACUUCAAGAAGUCCGAGGACAAUCGCAAUCCCUACCUGGCCAACAAUGCGUACCAUGGCCGUGGGGGGCUGCUCACGGUGCAGGAGUCGCCCUGGCACUCGCCCCUGGUGGCGGCCUUCGUGGAGGCUGGCACUCAGCUGGGCUAUCAGAAUCGCGACAUCAAUGGCGCUCAGCAGUCGGGCUUCAUGAUCGCCCAGGGCACCAUUCGGCGCGGGUCGCGCUGCUCCACGGCCAAGGCCUUCCUGCGGCCCAUACGGCAGCGCAAGAACUUUCAUCUCUCGAUGAACUCCCACGUGACGCGCGUGAUCAUCGAGCCGGGCACCAUGCGCGCCCAGGCCGUCGAGUUCGUCAAGCACGGCAAGGUCUAUCGCAUUGCGGCACGCCGUGAGGUGAUCCUUGCGGCGGGGGCCAUCAACACGCCGCAGCUGAUGAUGCUGUCGGGCCUGGGGCCGCGGAAACACCUCGAGAAGCAUGGCAUACGCGUGCUGCAGGAUCUGCCGGUGGGCGAGAACAUGCAGGAUCAUGUGGGCAUGGGCGGACUCACGUUUCUGGUGGACAAGCCGGUGGCCAUUAUCCAGGAUCGCUUCAAUCCCACCGCCGUCACGUUCCAGUAUGUGCUGCGCGAGCGCGGCCCCAUGACGACGCUCGGCGGUGUCGAGGGCCUGGCCUUUGUCCACACCCCGUACUCCAAUCGCAGCGUCGACUGGCCGGACAUCCAGUUCCACAUGGCGCCGGCCUCCAUCAACUCGGACAAUGGGGCGCGCGUGAAGAAGGUGCUGGGCCUGAAGGAGUCCGUCUACCAGGAGGUCUAUCAUCCCAUUGCCAACAAGGACAGCUGGACGAUAAUGCCGCUGCUGCUGCGGCCCCGAUCGCGCGGUUCGGUGAAGCUGCGCACGGCGAAUCCCUUCCACUAUCCGCUGAUCAAUGCGAACUACUUUGACGAUCCGCUGGAUGCCAAGACGCUGGUUGAGGGCGCCAAGAUUGCGCUGCGCGUGGCCGAGGCGCAGGUCUUCAAGCAGUUCGGAUCGCGACUGUGGCGCAAGCCGCUGCCCAACUGCAAGCAGCACAAGUUCCUCUCGGACGCGUAUCUGGAGUGUCAUGUGCGCACCAUAUCCAUGACCAUCUAUCAUCCCUGUGGCACGGCCAAAAUGGGACCCGCCUGGGACCCCGGGGCCGUGGUCGAUCCCCGCCUGCGCGUCUACGGUGUGCGCGGCCUGAGGGUCAUCGAUGCCAGCAUCAUGCCCACCAUCAGCAGCGGCAACACGAAUGCACCUGUCAUCAUGAUUGCCGAGAAGGGUGCCGAUCUCAUCAAGGAGGAUUGGCUCACCAAUCCAGAGUACAAAGUGAAGCGACAGGCCUCCGCUGGGCGCACAAAGAGUCGAACAGUGGGGGGCGCUGGCGACACCGAGGCGGCAGCCAGCAGCAUACAAGCCGUCAACAUAAACAGUUUGCUUAACAACAACAACAGCAGCAGCAACAUUCUUGACAGCAGCAGCAACAUUCUUGACAGCAGCAGCAACAUGGUCGCCAGCAGCAACAGCAACAUCCUUGACACAAGCAGCAGCAACAUAAGUGCCAGCAGCAGCAACAUUGUCAACAGCAGCAACAUCACCUAUUCAGAGAGUUAGGUCGCACAGAGAGUCAGCUCCAGAUCAGUGCUCAGGGGUCCAUUAGCUUUACACACACACACAAUGGGGAGAGAGAUCUCGCUUCUUCUUUCUCUCCAAACGAGCAUCAUGUUGCCAUUCAUCAAAGUAUUCUCUUCUUGGAGCUCAGCCGCACAGCAACAAACAGUCUCCAAAGAAAGUUUACAAGAAUUGUUCUUUGCACACAAAAGUGCAUACAAACUUUGAUUGUGGUCCCAAUAAUGGGAUCAAUUGAAAGUUGCAUCAAAUCGAGAGCUUCCUUCGAAUCACAUUUCCAGCUUCUCUGCACAGAUUCUCUUUGACAAUUUGUAGACCCAUUGCCACGCAUUCUCUACUCUCCACUCUCCAGUCUACACUCUACCCGACGACACCUUUUCCAUUGCAAGAAGUUAGAAGAGAGAAGCAUGAUGAAAUCGAGUCAUAGAUUAUAAUGUCCCUUAAUCUGUAUUCCUAGCUUUAGUUGACCAUUUUUUUUUUCUUAUUGUCUUGUAAUAUUAUUAUUUUGAUUAUUGUUUGUGUAGUUUGUCGUUAAGUUAUGCUUACAUUAAGUUAAUAUUCUUUGACUAUUUAUAGAAAGCUCCCAUACACACGCAUGCGCAUUAUUUAAACGA